Salmo salar (Atlantic salmon) is the source of this 375-nucleotide messenger RNA. The record is from RefSeq and is a predicted model, not a curated record. Lineage: Eukaryota; Metazoa; Chordata; Actinopteri; Salmoniformes; Salmonidae.
AUGAGCUGCAUUGCUAAUGACUCCCACAGGGCCAGCUGCUCUUCCUGCUACGGCUGCUCUUCCUGCUACGGCUGCUCUUCCUGCUACGGCUGCUCUUCCUGCUACGGCUGCUCUUCCUGCUACGGCUGCUCUUCCCGCUACGGCUGCUCUUCCCGCUACGGCUGCUCUUCCCGCUACGGCUGCUCUUCCCGCUACGGCUGCUCUUCCCGCUACGGCUGCUCUUCCCGCUACGGCUGCUCUUCCCGCUACGGCUGCUCUUCCCGCUACGGCUGCUCUUCCCGCUACGGCUGCUCUUCCCGCUACGGCUGCUCUUCCCGCUACGGCUGCUCUUCCUGCUACGGCUGCUCUUCCUGCUACGGCUGCUCUUCCUGCUAA